AUAAUGAGACGCACACAUAAGUGUCCCGAUAUCUGCACAUGCGCGUUGCAUUGUGGCGGGAACCAUAUGUGGCGACCCCACGGCAAGGUAUGGCCCCCGCUGGAAGUAAACGACUCCAAUAUGGCGAAUGUGAGAGAUAGUGAUACGUCGUUGUGGCUACAUAACAAGCUCGGUACAUCAAACGAUAGCUGGACCGGCAGCUCGAUCUGCUCGCAGCUCAAUGCCGAGGUAUUGCGGAAUAUCAAGGAUUGUUUUCCCGACCUACAAACGCAGGUCAAGCUCAAGUUGCUCCUGUCGUUCUUCCACAUACCCAGACGCAAUGUGGAAGAGUGGCGUGUUGAGCUGGAGGAAAUUAUUGAGGUUGCGUCUUUGGACAGUGAACUAUGGGUAUCAAUGCUAUCCGAAGCGAUGAAAACUUUUCCAUCAACUGGUUCUCUGAACACAGAUAUCACUGAUCUAGAUGAACAUAGACCUAUCUUUGGCGAAUUGGUCAACGAUCUUCGGAAACUUUUGAAAAAACAAAAUGACCCUGCUAUGCUUCCCUUAGAAUGUCAUUAUCUUAACAAGACUGCAUUGGUUUCGGUGGUAGGUCAACAACCUACACCGGUCAAACAUUUUACUCUUAAGCGAAAACCCAAAAGUGCAGUUUUGAGAGCAGAAUUGGUUCAAAAAAGCACAGAUGCUGCUAAUAAUCUCAAAAAGAGUACUGCUCCCACUGUACCAGUAAGAAGCAGAGGAAUGCCAAGAAAAAUGACUGAUACAACACCUUUGAAAGGGAUUCCAAGCAGAGUGCCAACGAGUGGUUUUCGAUCUCCUUCACUUACGAGCACUUCUAUGUCCAACAGAACAUCAAUUAGUAGUAGAAUUCGAAAAGAUGGUGGUAUUAAAUUGCUUGACAUAAAUGAACAGCCUCUCGGAUAUGCUCAAGCGAAAAAGAGGAAAAGGAUGCUGGAGUUGGAAGAGCAGCAGAAGAAGGUCGCGGAGGCGCAAGCGGCCGCUGCGGCGGCGGCAGCUUCAGUGGUUACGUCAGUCGCGGAAACUCCAGCGACUCCGGAAUACGCGCAAGGACUGGCCUCGAUAAAUCCACCCGCUACACCAGUUGCUCCAACAGUGGUUACAGCGCAAUCUUAUGUUGCGCCUAGUACGCCAAGCAGCAUUUCAGUUACGACUGCACCACAAACACCUACCACAUUAACUACUCCUACAACGUCCGCAACUGUAUUACCAGUAGUUUCAUCGAUGAUAAUAGCACCUGUGGAAAGUACACCUGUCGCUGUGCAAACAGUUAGACCAGCCCAAACUGUCACCCAGAUACGUAUACAGACUACUGCACAACCUAAUGCAGCAGCUAACACAAGAAAAAAUCUGUCUCUUACGCGAGAGCAAAUGUUGGAGGCACAAGAAAUGUUUAGAACUGCAAACAAAGUGACGCGUCCAGAAAAGGCUCUCAUUUUAGGUUUUAUGGCCGGAUCUAGGGAUAAUCCUUGUCCAAAAUUGGGCAAUAUAGUUACGGUGAUGUUAUCAGAAAACAUAGAGGAAGUGACACAAUCGGACGGAACAACCGUUCCGAUGUUAGUCGAAACCCACUUCCAAAUGAAUUAUACUAAUGGUGAAUGGAAAAGGAUAAAAAAAAAUCGACGCAUUGUAACGGAGGAAUCCACAGCAGCAUCCACUCCUACACCGAGUGCGACUGCCACGGCUUCCAAUUAAAACUUGUUCAAAUUAUAAGAUAUAUGAGAGCUAUAUAAAGAUAUUGUUUUGUGCGCUAUAUAAAGAUAUUGUUUAUUAAAUAACGCACAUUGUGAUCAUUCGUCUUCUUAAUAGACGUUGCUGAAUUAAGAGCUGAUAUUUCAUAAGGUAUUCUAACACGAAAUUGUUAUUAAAGUUCUUAACUGUUGUA
This is a messenger RNA of Nylanderia fulva, 1900 nucleotides long. The record is from RefSeq and is a predicted model, not a curated record. Lineage: Eukaryota; Metazoa; Arthropoda; Insecta; Hymenoptera; Formicidae.